AUGGAUUCGCAGUCCCAGAGCUCUUCAAUGGCCUCUCUUGCCUCCCAAAUUUGCAAUCACAUAGCCUCCAUCUUCACUAAACCAACCCACCCACACCCGCCAGUCUUAGACCUUUUGGUCAACGAGCUAUCUUCUGCAGCGGCCAGAAACGGCGGCGUCUUCCUUUACGGAGUGGGCCGAGAGGGCCUAAUGCUGAAGGCUCUGUGCAUGCGGCUGGCCCACCUCGGCCUCUCGGCUCACAUGGUCUUCGACAUGACGACUCCCCCAAUCUCCACCACCGAUCUACUCAUCGCCUCUGCGGGUCCAGGUGGAUUCUCCACAGUGGAAGCCAUUUGCUCCGUGGCAAGAUCGCACGGUGCUAGAGUCCUGCUGCUAACUGCCCAGCCGGAGACGGGAUCCUGUGUGAAGCACGCUAGCGUGGUGGGUUACGUGCCAGCGCAGACCAUGGCAAAUGAUGCGGAUGCUGGUGAAGUGAUGGAAUCUCUGCCGUCGCUUCCUAUGGGGAGCGUGUACGAAGGGGCCUUGUUCGUGUUGUUUGAGAUGGUGGUGUAUAAGUUGGGUGAGGCCUUAGGUCAGACCUCCCCUGAGGCCAUACGAGCUCGCCACACCAAUCUCGAAUGA
Prunus armeniaca (apricot) is the source of this 621-nucleotide messenger RNA. The record is from the annotation of a GenBank genome assembly. NCBI's taxonomy places the organism in Eukaryota, Viridiplantae, Streptophyta, Magnoliopsida, Rosales, Rosaceae.